UGGAUGAAGUGUAUGAAACAACUUGAUUGUGCUCUUUUACUUGGUGGCAACAUGUUCAAUGUGCUUGUGAAUCAGAUGAUUGAUGUCAUCACAUCAUUGGCAUUGACUCCUCAACAUGUUGACACGGCCACAUCAAGCACAAGUACAAACUCAGAGGCAUUCACAACGAGCCAGCAUGCCCCACAAUCAGACACAUUCAAGCUACACUUGGAGAUGUCUGAACAAUGUAUGAUACCAAGAUUGGUGGCACCGCCAUUACAGGUGUUUUGGAAUGACAAUAUGAAGACUCAUACACCUGUUGUGAUCACUGGAGCAAUGUCACACUGGCCGGCACUAUCCACGCGUCCUUGGAGCAACAUGUCGUAUCUCAAGCGUGUGGCGGGCAUGCGCACCGUUCCCAUCGAGGUCGGUCGCCAGUAUACCGAUGCAGAUUGGUCACAACAAUUGAUAACAAUUCAAGAGUUUAUUGAGACGUACAUCACUGGCACUGCGACUGAAGCUCAGUCUGAGGCCACUGGAUACCUGGCACAGACACAACUAUUUGAUCAAAUACCUGUGUUGCGAAGUGAUAUAGCCACGCCAGAUUAUUGUGCCAUGUCAAUAUCAGACCUUGGUGAUGAUGAUGAUUGCGAUGAUGAUGAUGAAUCAGAGCCGGUAAUGAUUGUAAAUGCAUGGUUUUGGUCCAAAGGGUACCACAACACCAUUGCACCACGAUCCACAUCACAACCUUUUGUGCCAAGUCGUUGGAUCAAAGUAUAUCCGUCUCUACGCCGUUGA
This is a messenger RNA of Acytostelium subglobosum LB1, 777 nucleotides long. RefSeq lists its product as hypothetical. NCBI's taxonomy places the organism in Eukaryota, Evosea, Eumycetozoa, Acytosteliales, Acytosteliaceae. The record is from RefSeq and is a predicted model, not a curated record. The annotation marks the transcript as partial. Gene Ontology annotation, cellular component: nucleus. Gene Ontology annotation, molecular function: histone H3K36 demethylase activity. The transcript is spliced from 2 exons.